AUGGCCGCAUCUAUUCUGGAGGUAGGGAAUGCAAUUGAAGACGCACGCUAUGGUUCCAGUCCUCUGGCUAUGUUAACGGCUACCUGCAACAAGUUUGGCAGCACAAGCCCCCACAGAGAUUCGGCUACACCCGGUAAGAUCGGCAGCGCUAUUCCUGUAAAGAAACCCUACAACAUGACCUCUGACCUUCAGACAGCUAAGAACGGACGCACCGCAGACGGCAAUGGCCUGGCGGACUCCUACACUGGCUCCUUCACCACAGCUGGAGGAGGAGGAGGAGGAGGAGGAGGAGGUGGCGGGCUGCUCACCCCCAACGGAAGCCCCCCUCCUUCAGCCGGAGGCUACACUACAGAAUAUAACCCUUUCUCCCACUCCUUCCAAACGUCCAUGUCCCAGGACCCAUCUCUUCUAGUGUCCAAGGCCCACGCUACGGCCGACUGCCUCACCAGUGUCUACACCUCGCUAGAUAUGACACACCCCUACGGCUCCUGGUACAAAGCCGGCAUCCACCCCGGCAUCACGGCUGCUCCGGCUAACGCCACGUCCUCCUGGUGGGACGUCCACCCCAACUCCAACUGGCUGUCGUCAUCCCAGCCCCAGGCGGACGGAGGCCUCCAGGCCUCCCUGCAGCCCGUAACCCAACAGGCCUCCCUCAGCCCGCAGUUGUCCAGCUACGGCACCGACUUUACACAACUCAACCCGGCUCCUUACCCCUCCGUGGGGCUGGGCUCCUCCUCACACCUCCUCCAGCCCUCCCAGCACAUGCUGCCCCAGGACAUGUACAAGCCGAAGCCCGUGCAGAGUGCGGGGCUGAUUGAGAGCCCCAUGGGCUUGAAGCCCGCCCGGGGAUCGGGGGGCUACAGUGGAGGGGGCGCGCCCACUAGGUCCUCGUGCGACUGCCCCAACUGCCAGGAGCUGGAGAGGCUGGGGGCGUCGGCCGCGUCCCUGAGGAAGAAGCCGGUCCACAGCUGCCACAUCCCAGGCUGCGGGAAGGUCUACGGCAAGGCCUCCCACCUCAAAGCCCACCUGCGCUGGCACACCGGCGAGCGACCCUUUGUCUGCAACUGGCUGUUCUGCGGGAAGCGCUUCACCCGCUCGGACGAACUGGAGAGGCACGUGCGCACCCACACGCGGGAGAAGAAGUUCACCUGCCUGCUGUGCAACAAGCGCUUCACGCGCAGCGACCACCUCUCCAAGCACCAGAAGACCCACGCGGAUUCUGCGAUGCAGGGCAAAGCCGUGGCGGUGGAGGGGGAGACGGAUCCGCGGAGCGAGGAGACCGCGGAGCUGAACGCCAACGCUGUGAGCACCAAUCCUGCCGCUGACCAAAUCACCAAUGGGGACGACAAAACGGGCACACCAAAUGGCGUGGAGAACAGCAGUGGACUGUUGGAGAUCUGACUUCAUUAAGUUUUCUAUCUAGUACCGUUUGAGGCAUGAGGUUUUUUUUAUUUUAUUUUUUAUGGUGGAAUAAUUCCCCUUUUUUUGGUUUCAAGACAUCAAAUCAUGUUUGAAAUGACUUGAUGAGUGAGCAUGUUGCAGCUAGCAUCGUUUUCAUCUGGUCCAAAUACAGAAAUAUGAGCAAGCCAGCUAACGCAAACCAAUGCACAAAUGUACACACACAGACACAUAUGAAAAACCAAGCCGUGGUGUACAUGAAAAUGAAUACAACACGCACAUGUGCAAAUACUAAAGCACAGAUAUACAUGUGCAAAUGUGCAAGAAUAUAUAAUGCAUAUACACGCACACACAUACAAAUAAACACAGUCACGCACACAUUUUCUGCCUCUAAAAUGAGGCCGACCACUGGGGAAAUGUAAUACGCGAAAGCAGAAGGAAAAGAACUCCGAAGCCACAAAAGCAAAGUAGUUUUAAAAUGAGACUUAUGGUUAGGAUGAUGGAGUUGAAGGAACAUUGCAUGACUGGAGAGAAAUCUGAUUUACAGCUGUACUUUGAUACUUAUGCAUUAUUCCUGAAACAAUCAAAGCACAGUCUUUUUUACUGCUUCUUGUUGCCAAAGACAUUUUGAUUUAAAGGGUUUUGCAUUUUACUUUUUCUGUUUGCUUCUGACGAUGUCUAAUUUAAUUUCACAUUUACAUAAAUAAUCUAAUUUAUGUCUUAAAUUAUACACAUGGGAGAUCAUCUUGCGUCCUGCAGGAAAAAAUAAUGCCUGAAUAAACGCAAAGAUGGUAAUAGGUGGCCAAUAAGAAAAUAAAAUGCAUUAAAUUAAAACAUUUUUCUUAUUUAUUAGUUAUAACGUGGAGUUUUGGCUACGUAUGUUUUUAAAGAUGUAUUUAUAGAUCUUGAAGUUAGAUGUACGUGUAAACUAUUUCUAUAUAACCUUUUAAUUGUGAAAUCUUCCACACCUGGCAAAGAAAUGAUUAACAAGGGCUUCUCCUUGUUUUUACAUACUAUAUAUUUACAACAAUAUAUAGAUAUUGUAGGGUGUGUUAUUUUUCUACUUUUUUUAAUCUAUUUUCUAUAUUUUAUGUAGCUUUCCAGAAUGAAAAAGAUCACUAUGUUGCAUCAGUAUAAAAAGAAACAUAAGAGCAUGAAUUGUUGUUGAUAGUUUUGCUCAUAAAAUUAAACUACCACUGUUUGCUGACUUGUUGUGAAAUGAGUGUAUGAGAUACUGUAAAGCAUUACGCCUCAUACAGGUUGAUAUUUUGUAAAAGUUGUGGUGUGAAAUCAUGACAAUGUAAAGUAAAGACAUUUCA
Messenger RNA from Pungitius pungitius (ninespine stickleback), 2717 nucleotides. It is a transcript of the gene sp7, whose product is annotated as Sp7 transcription factor. The record is from RefSeq and is a predicted model, not a curated record. Bases 1 to 1401 code for a protein of 466 amino acids. Gene Ontology annotation, biological process: regulation of transcription by RNA polymerase II. The transcript has 2 exons. NCBI's taxonomy places the organism in Eukaryota, Metazoa, Chordata, Actinopteri, Perciformes, Gasterosteidae. Gene Ontology annotation, molecular function: DNA-binding transcription factor activity, RNA polymerase II-specific; RNA polymerase II cis-regulatory region sequence-specific DNA binding.